Molecule: messenger RNA, 2464 nt
Organism: Dermacentor andersoni
Lineage: Eukaryota; Metazoa; Arthropoda; Arachnida; Ixodida; Ixodidae
Product: solute carrier organic anion transporter family member 4C1-like
Biological process (GO): transmembrane transport; sodium-independent organic anion transport
Cellular component (GO): basolateral plasma membrane
Molecular function (GO): protein binding
Source: RefSeq, a predicted model, not a curated record
CCCUGUAGACUGUGCCGUGCCUGAACAGUCGUCAUUCCUAGAUAUCUACAUAUAAGUUGGCCAUGUCAAUCAUAACAGUCGAAAGGCUGUCAUGUACCCGGAGAAAUAUUGGGCAUGACGAAACACCAUGGCCUUCGCAAAAUCUCAGUGUGACUCGCAUUUUCCCGAAAGGGCAACGUUCUACACACGGCUUACUUGGGUUCAGAUAAGUCGCGUGAAGCUUUAAAUGCCGGUUCAUGAAAUAUCUGCCCGCGCCGUAUGCAACGUCUGUCGCAGAUGCUGGAGACUUCUGCACUAUGUAUCGUGAAUGGAGACAGCGCUAUCGCACAUUUCCCAACGUACGCAAGAGUUCGCCUUGCUAUGUGAACCGAUGAAUGCUUUCUUACAUGUAAAGGCAGUGCUACUGCAACGUCAUUUGAGGUUGAACGACGUGUUCUUAACCUCUAACAUUGAAAGGUUAUCGGCCGCCUUUUGAGCGCGCGAUUCAAGAGUUCUUUUUUUUUUUUUUUGCCUUGGCACUAUGUUUUAUAGUGCGAUAGCCUUUACGGGGCUUCAAUUUACAGCCACGCAAACUCCUAGCGGGUUAUAAAGUUAUGGCUGUUGCUUCAAGAAAAAGAAAGCUCGCGGAAAGGUCAGCCCCGAUUUGGUCGCCUUAUGAAAUAAUCACCGCAACUUGUGGGCCGCUCAGCGGGCAACCAUAUUAGUCUCACGCAAGCCCUCGUUGCACAUUGUUCGCUGUCCCCACACGAAAGAGCCGCUGUAGAACACAAAUGGGCUGACUGCCUGUGGUGAUUAUCUAGGACAUGUGCGCAGUUGCCCACCCAGCAUGCCAUCUUCUUGUAAAGUCUUCGAGUCCGCGAUUUCCAUGGUGGCUCAAAAGGUGUUGGUCGCUGCUUGCGUGCAGGCAUCUUCAACAGUAUGACGAUCAUCGGGCCUUCUGUCGGCUUCAUUGUGGGUGGCUACACGCUCACCUACUACGUCGAUAUAUCUACUGACGUCUCCAGCAUGGGCCUGAGCUCCAAGAGCCCUGCGUGGGUCGGCGCGUGGUGGCUCGGUUCCUUGUUGACCGCAGUCAUGGGCUUGACCCUCGGCGUGAUCACCUGCUCUUUCCCGAAGUACCUCCCCGGCUACGACGCGGCGUGCGCGGAGAAGAAGGGCGACCAGACGGCCGUCUCGGUGAUCAGCAUGAUGCCGACCAACGAAUUCGGCCAGCGCAUCACCGACCUGCCCAAGGCCAUUCGCCGGCUCCUAACCAACGUGCCCUUCAUGAUGCUGUGCAUCUCGUUUUCUUUCAGCCAGAUGUACACCACGGGCCUCACCUCGAUGAUGACCAAGUUCUUCGAGUCCCAGUUAGGGUUGCCGUCUGCCAGGGUUGCCUACAUGGUCGGGCCCAUCGUGCUCGUCGGUGGCGGCUUCGGUGCAGUCAUCGGCGGUGCGCUGGUCAGCCGCUGGAACCUGGACUACGGGGGCAUCAUGCGGCUCUGCAUGUACAACUGCUGCUUGUCGUGGUUGGGAGUGCUCAUCUUCACGUUCAACUGCCCGCAGAACAUUUACGCCACGCCGGAUGGAUACAUCGGCGAAGUGGGGACCUCGAAGUUCAACUUCCAGUGCAACGCCGACUGCAACUGCACGUCCGGCUUGCUGAACCCGAUCUGCGGCGCUGACCACGUGGUCUACCUGUCUCCUUGCCUGGCGGGCUGCCACAGGGAGCUCCAAGUGAAGAAUCUCAAGAUGUACAGCGGCUGCACGUGCAUCAACAGCACGCUCAGCGAAGUGCCGGGCGUCAGCGCCGACCAGCUUCUCCUGGAGGCCGUGCAGGCAACCCGUUCGCGCUGCCCGACUGCGUGCGGUCUGCUCUUCCCGUUCCUGGCAGGCGUCUUCCUCGCGCUCAGCGCAUCCUUCCUGAAUGCGGCUCCGUCAACCGCGGCGUCCAUCAGGUGUGUGAAGCCCGCCCAGCGGUCGCUGGCGCUCGGCGUAAGGCAGAUCAUCGGACGCCUCGUGGGGUCCAUCCCGGCACCAGUGAUCUUCGGCGGCAUCGUGGACCAGACGUGCGUGUCGUGGCACCGGUCGUGCGGCAGGAGUGGCGCCUGCGUCGUCUACGAGAACGAAGGCAUGUCGCGUGGCCUGUUCUACGCGCUGGCCGUCACUCUCUCCCUUAACAUGCUCUCCUACUACGGGUCCCUCCUGGCACACCGACGCCACGCCCGCCAGCGCGCCAGCGCCAAGAAAAGCCGCCGUAUGUUGUCCAAGGACUAAGCGCGGCGCCUGGUCGGUAUAGCUGCGAGGUCGCCCCUGUGCACCAGGUCCCAUGCUCUGGUCCACAGAAUGUUGUUGCCAACGCAACCGUUGCUAGGCAGCAGGCUGCUGCGAGACCACGUGACAGUCGGUGCCUUCGGGAUUGUAGGACUCGAGCUCUCCCCCUUUCGCAGAGCCGCAGCGAUGAAAUUUACUAUUGCAAUAAAUA